Molecule: messenger RNA, 1997 nt
Organism: Arachis duranensis
Lineage: Eukaryota; Viridiplantae; Streptophyta; Magnoliopsida; Fabales; Fabaceae
Product: transcription factor bHLH14
Exons: 1
Coding region: 248-1669 (473 amino acids)
Biological process (GO): regulation of DNA-templated transcription
Cellular component (GO): nucleus
Molecular function (GO): transcription cis-regulatory region binding; protein dimerization activity; DNA-binding transcription factor activity
Source: RefSeq, a predicted model, not a curated record
AUAUAACCCCCUCCAUCACAACACUCUUAAAUUCAUCAAUUCACCCUUAGCCAGUUUAUUCUCCAACUAUCUCUCUCCUCAACUCUCACCCAUAUAUGCAUAUUUUCUAAUAUUCUCUCACUCCUUUUGUUUAUUUAUUUAGCUACAAAAUAGUAUUGUCUUGUUUUCCGUACAACUUUCUAUUUAUAUACCCAAUUUUUACUUCACUUUUAUUCUCCUCAUCACAAAAAACUCUCUUUCAAAAAUAAUGGAAGAGUUGAUAAUCUCACCUUCUUCAUCUUCAUCUCUAGUUUCUACCACAACUCCAUCAUCAUCAACAACACAAAUGCUUCAACAAAACCUUCAGUUCCUUCUCCAAUCGCAACCAAGCUGGUGGGUCUACGCCAUCUUCUGGAGCACCACGAAGGACGACAAUGGCAACCUCUACCUAGCUUGGGGUGAAGGCCAUUUCCAAGGCAACACCACCGAACACACCAAAACGCAACAACAACACAACCAAAACGACGCCGAAUGGUUCUACGUCAUGUCGUUGACCAGAACCUUCUCCAUAGCAAACUCUUCCUCUUCUUCUCUACCCGGUAAAGCUUUUGCUUUGGGUUCAGUCCUUUGGCUCAACAGCAAAGAAGAGCUUCAAUUCUAUAACUGCGAGAGAGCCAAAGAAGCUCACGCUCACGGCAUCGAAACCUUGAUCUGUAUUCCAACCUCAAACGGCGUCGUUGAGAUGGGUUCUUACAACACCAUCCCUCAGAACUGGAACCUCAUCAACCAUGUCAAGUCCGUCUUCGAAGACUCCAUGGUCAACAACAACAACAAUAACAAUAACAAUAACCACUGUAACAAUAACAAUCUCCACAACACCGUUCAGCAAAUCUUCGAGGACAACGACGACUUUUCCUUCGCCGAGAUCAGUUUCAUGGCCGGUCUCGAAGAAGGCAGAGAACAAGUCAUUUCACGAAAGCAGGCGGACGUAACCGUCGCUUUCAACAAAGAAAGCAAGGAUUCGUACGCCGAGUCGGAGCACUCAGACUCCGACUGUCCGUUUCUGAAAACAGAAAACACUGAAAAUAAAAACAAAUCGGAAGCUCCAAAGAGCAAGAGAGGCAGGAAGCCGGUCCUCAACCGCGAAACGCCGGUGAAUCACGUGGAGGCGGAGAGGCAACGGAGGGAGAAACUAAACCACCGAUUCUACGCCUUGCGAGCGGUGGUUCCGAACGUUUCGAGGAUGGACAAGGCUUCUUUAUUGUCCGAUGCCGUCGCUUACAUCAACGAGUUGAAGGCCAAGAUCAAAGAUCUUGAAUCCGAGAAAGAUAACUAUCAGCGCAAGAAAAAGGUGAAGCUCGAAACCGGUGACACUAUGGACAAUCAAAGCACGGUGACUAAUUCCUCAACCGUAGUGGAUCAAGAGAAAUGUAGUAAUGGCGUUGUUGCUGAGGUGGAUGUGAAGAUCAUAGGGGACGAUGCCAUGGUUAGGGUUCAAAGUGAGAAUGUGAAUCACCCAGGUGCGAGACUCAUGGGAGUAUUGAGGGAUAUGGAGUUUCAAGUUCAUCAUGCUAGCAUGACUUGCGUCAAUGAAUUAAUGCUUCAAGAUGUUGUUGGAAAAGUCCCCAAUGGAAUCUUCACAAGUGAAGAGGGUAUUCGAUCUGCUAUUCUCAUGAGGUUGGAUCAUUAAUUACAAAUUUUCACAUAAUUAAUGUUUAAUUAAUUAGUUGUCUGAUUAGAGUGUCAGAAAUAAUUUUGCUAGAAUUUUGUUGUUAGUAUCAUAAAUAAAUUAAACAAGAGGAACACUUGAAAUUCUAGUGAUAUGUUUCUGGCUUUGUAGCAUUGUGGCGUUGUUUUUGUGAGAAAAUCAAGAAAUAAUGUAGUAUAAUUUAGACAUGGGAGAAUCAAUAAUCUCUUUGAUGUUGUUCAUAGCUUCUUGAGAGUCAUCAAUCUUGUAUGAAAGAAGUUCCAUAGAAAUGGUUGAUGCUUUAAUUUAGAUAAUCUUUUUUUUUUCUUUA